AUGCCCCAACCACCACCGCCGCUCCUCCGCCUAAUAACACAUCUCGUCUUCAUUUUCACCACCGUUUCCGGUCAUACCUGUGGAAGUUCUCCUCCCUGUUCCCCCUUCACCACCACUCCUCCACCGUUCCCUUUCUCCCAUUCCCCCGGCUGCGGCCACCCUUCUUUUCAAAUCCAGUGUUCUCCUCCGCCGCUCCCGGCUACUAUAUCCAUCAACAACCACCGAUUCUCUGUCAUCCACUACGACCCCACCACCACUUCCCUCUCGCUCUCUCUCCACCCCACCACCGUUGCCAAUUGCAGCACCACACACUCUCUCUCCACCAUCCCAAAUCGACCCAUUAACCUUUCGAAUUGCCCUUUUCAACCCACCGACUCUUUCUGCUCUCGUCUCUCCUACCUCCGCCCUUGCCUCCCACCAAACCUCCCAAACUGUAGCCAUUGUCCGUGGGAGUGUAAAAUUACCAAAAACCCACUUCAGAUUAUACAUUCUUGUGGAUCUAUUCACCCUCCACAGCUCUCUACAGAAGGUUGCCAAGCUGACAUUUUAGGGUUUCUGGAUAGCUUCUUGAAAUUUGGGAUUGAAGUUGAGUGGGAGGAGAAAGAUUCUUACUUUUCAAGCUGUGGAGCUUGUGAAUCCAACAAUGGCGUUUGCGGGUUCAAUUCAUCUGAUCCAAAGAAAGCAUUUUUAUGCUUUGAAUCGCUCUCAAAAUCUCGAAAAGUGUCGCCGGCGAAGGAAAAACCCAAAUUACGUGUAGUGAUGAUGACUUUAGCUAUACUGUUUCUUUGUUUUCUUAUGUUUAUCUUGAUAAGCACAUACGUUUCUCGGAGAAGAAAGAACUCGCCUUUAGAAGAUCCGGCAGUUGUUUACCUUCACCGCCACCGCUCCGCCAGCCUACUUCCGCCGGUUUACACCUUCGAGGAACUUCAAUCGUCAACAAACAACUUUGACCCGCAGAGGAAAAUCGGAGACGGGGGUUUCGGGUCUGUCUACGUGGGUCACCUUCGAGAAAAUCGAAUUCACGCAAUCAAGUAUCUACACAAGCAUAAUCCUACAUCAAAUUCAUUUUCAACAAAAUCAUUCUGUAAUGAAAUCUUGAUUUUAUCUUCUCUAAACCACCCAAAUUUAGUCAAACUUCAUGGGUAUUGUAGCGAUCCGAGAGGGUUACUGUUGGUUUAUGAGUAUGUUCCUAAUGGAACUCUCUCCGAUCAUUUACACGUACACAAGAAACGGUGUUUAACUUGGCAAGUACGAAUUGACAUCGCGUUACAAAUCGCAACAGCGAUCGAGUAUCUACACUUUUCGGUGGUUCCACCGAUUGUUCAUAGAGACAUUACGUCGAACAACAUAUUCGUGGACAAAGAUAUGCGUGUUCGAGUUGGGGAUUUCGGGUUAUCAAGGUUGUUGGAUCCGGGUUGUGUGUGGACUGGUCCUCAAGGAACUCCCGGUUACUUGGAUCCGGAUUACUAUCGGUCGUUCCGGUUGACGGAGAAGAGUGAUAUUUACAGUUUUGGGGUUGUUCUUCUGGAACUUGUCACCGGAAUGAGAGCGGUGGAUGGAAGGAGGGAUAAGAGGGAAAUGGCGUUAGCUGACAUGGCGGUGGCGAAAAUACAGAUGGGGUUGUUGGGGGAGGUGAUUGAUCCCAGGUUAGCUACGGUGGAUGGUGGUGGUGUGGCGGCACUGGCGGAGCUAUCGUUUCGGUGUGUAGCGGCGGAUAAGGAUGAUAGGCCGGAUGCUAAGGAAGUGGUGGCGGAGCUGCGGAGGAUUAAGGGACGUUUACGUGGCGUGGGCGUCGGCGGUGGUGGUGCGGCGGUGGGACCGAUGAGGGCAUCCAAUUCGAGCAAUGUAGUGGUUCCAGAUGGUGGGCCGCUUGUGAUGGACUGA
Lactuca virosa is the source of this 1884-nucleotide messenger RNA. NCBI's taxonomy places the organism in Eukaryota, Viridiplantae, Streptophyta, Magnoliopsida, Asterales, Asteraceae. The record is from the annotation of a GenBank genome assembly.